CGACCGUGCUGGUGGCAUUUGCUGGGAACAUACGCCAUUUUGUUAAACGUUUGGAUUGUUUGAGAAACGCUCCUCGUUGGAGUCGGUGUUUUUACCACGAUAGUACGGGCUUAAAAUUCGUUUCGAAUCCAAAACAAAACGCCGGUAUGGGUGAUUAUCAAGUUGGUGGUGUACAACAGGAUGCGCUCGGCGCCGUACAGCUAGAACUCGGAGGUAACCCCAAUGCCCUGGCCCUACGACGUCCUUUCGAUCCUCUGGCACACGACUUGGAAGCGAGCUUCAGAUUGACGCGUUUCGCCGAUUUGAAAGGCCGCGGCUGCAAAGUGCCCCAGGAAGUCCUAAACAAACUGGUUGAGGGGCUCCAGCAAGACUACAACAGCAGCGGAGACAAUGAGCAUCAUUUCAUGCAUAUGGCUGUUCCAAGGAUCGGAAUUGGCCUUGAUUGUUCUGUCACCCCAUUGCGCCAUGGAGGAUUGGUAUUGGUCCAGACUACAGAUUUCUUCUAUCCCUUGGUCGAUGAUCCCUACAUGAUGGGAAAAAUUGCCUGUGCUAACGUUCUGAGUGACCUGUACGCUAUGGGGGUCACUGAAUGCGACAACAUGCUUAUGUUGCUGGGAGUAAGCACCAAAAUGACUGAAAAAGAACGAGAUGUUGUGAUUCCCCUUAUCAUGAGAGGAUUUAAAGAUUCCGCUUUGGAAGCUGGUACCACUGUGACCGGAGGACAAACUGUAGUAAAUCCUUGGUGUACUAUUGGAGGUGUUGCAUCGACUGUGGCUCAACCAAACGAAUAUAUUGUACCGGAUAAUGCUGUUGUGGGAGAUGUACUUGUAUUGACAAAACCUCUAGGAACGCAGGUUGCAGUAAAUGCCCACCAAUGGCUGGACCAACCAGAACGUUGGAACAGAAUCAAACUGGUUGUGAGUGAAGAAGAUGUUCGUAAAGCUUAUCAUCGUGCGAUGGACUCUAUGGCAAGAUUAAACCGCAUUGCCAGUAGAUUGAUGCACAAAUACAACGCCCACGGCGCUACAGAUGUUACUGGUUUUGGGCUCCUUGGUCAUGCCCAAACUCUUGCUUCUCAUCAAAAGAACGAAGUGUCAUUUGUGAUCCACAACUUGCCUGUAAUUGCUAAAAUGGCUGCAGUAGCUAAAGCGUGUGGAAAUAUGUUCCAACUACUACAAGGGCACUCUGCAGAAACAUCUGGUGGAUUGCUGAUCUGUUUACCCCGAGAACAAGCUGCUGCUUAUUGUAAAGACAUUGAAAAACAAGAGGGAUACCAAGCAUGGAUCAUUGGUAUUGUAGAAAAAGGGAAUAGAACGGCGCGUAUCAUUGACAAACCAAGAGUUAUUGAGGUUCCGGCAAAAGAAUAAAAACCUACCUACUAGCGGUAUUUAAAAUUUUUACAUUUAAAAUAUAAAUUUUCUUCACGUAACAAGCAGUUAAUUCUGUAACUGUUUAUGUUGAAACAAGCUGUCACUGCUUGUAGGUAAAUUUUGUUUGAUUAAUUUUAUUUCAUUAGCAUUUAGCUUUCCUUACCUACCUAUUUUGUAAAUUUGUUUUUAUGGAUAUAUUUUUGUCACACUUUUAUUGUCAAGGAAGGAAAAGUCCUGAGUUUUUUUGAAAUCUAUUUUGUUUGUCUAGGAUUAGUAAUACUUUGAUAAAAUGUAAAGACAGUAUAGUUUUUUUGAUAUUCACAUUUUAAAAGAAAAUAGUAUAGAAAUUCCAAUUAUUUGGUAUUUUGUAUAAUUCGUAUGUUCCUUUGACGUAAUGUUGAAGGUGAAAAUAUAAUAUUUUCUUUUGAUUCUAGUUUAUUGAUCCUAUCCUUAAGAUCCUUUUUUUUUCAUAUAAAUAAGGAUUUUGACAAAUAAUUCUAUUGACUAAUUAUUCAAGUUUAUUUUCUAUUUCAGUAUAAAGAACCUUUCUCUUCAGGAUAUAAAAAGUAUAUAAUAAUAUCUCCUUUAUGGGUAUUUACAAUUUCUUCAUGUCUAAUUAAAUAAAUUGCUGCCAGUCCAUAUGCUAGACAAGGAAUUCCUGAAAAAUUAAAUACUUCAAAUUUUUUUAGAUAAAUUAGGUAUUUCAGCUAUGCUUACCUAAAUUAAUUACCUUGAUGACUCUAAAAAAAUAAUCUUCUAUGGUAAGAUCUUGUGCUUUUCUUUUUGUACAAUGGUAUUUAAUGUAUGGAUAACAUCCAGUUCUCAAAAUGUGAUAAUUUGAUUUUCCCACUUGCCAGUUGAAGUGUGAUUUGCCCCAUUGAUCAUCUCUUAUACUGCUAUACUGGAAUAAGAAAUUCCUUUUCAACAAGAAUUACAAUGUUUUCAAAAACUUUUACAAAUUGAUUACGAGAGGUACAACAACGUUUUGAAAAAAUGAAAGCAAGUAUGAGGACGAGUACCUAUACCAAAUUUAUUUUUUGCUAUCUGCGCAUCUAUAAUCUAGGUCAAUAGGCUCGUAAAAUAAAAGUUAUUUAUAUCUUAUAAAUAUGUCUAGUGAUAUGAAUUAGGGAACGUUCUGAAUUUGCACCCACUUUCCCGGCUGAGCAUUUUGGGGCCCAAUCGAGAAUAUGCUCGAAAAUUCUCUUGACUUUACAAGUUCACUUAUUGGUUGCUUUUAAAUACGAGACCAAAAUCCUAAACUAAACACGAUGACAAUAGGUCUGUUUCUGCAAAAAUCACAAACCAGUCACAGUGAAUUUCAUUGGUUGAAACUAGUUUUCUGACCGUUUCUGACUGUUUCUGACUGUUUUCAACUAAUAAAAUUCGCUCUGACUGGUUUGCGAUUUCUGCAGAAACAGACCUAAUAAAAUUCGUUCAAAAUAUAAUAAGCCGGACCAACCAGCAACCUCUCAACUUCCCUCCUAAAAUGUCUCAGGAGGGGGAUGGAUAUCAAAUUCAAAUUCCUUGGCAAAAUGGUUGUAAAUCUGCUUUCAUAUACCGGGUGGGGCACGAAAAACUUUCCACCCAGGUUUUUUCAGGUGUUGGGUGUUUAAUCAAAAAUCGCUCAGACACAUCAAUUUUUGUUUUUUGGGGGACACAUUUUAUUGGUAUUUUCACGCCCUACCUGUGAACCCCUAAGUGGGGGUAACAGAUAACCUCAAAAUUUCAAAUGGAAAGAAGGGUCGAGUGAUACGUACGUCAUUUGGUAGCUAUUUUCAUUGAGAUUAUAUUCCCGAAGUUUCAAGUUGCUACUAUUAACCCUAUAUAAAUGCCUUUUUUCGAUAAUCUAAGCUGUAUAGUUUUUACCUGUCACACCUAUUCGUAGGUAACAGGUAAAAACCACAUAGCAUUUUUCCAUUGAUUUUUCCUAACUUUGACAAGCCGCCAUUUCGACAGGGUGAAUAGUAGCAACUUGAAACUUCGGGGAUAUAAUCUUGAUGAAAAUAGCUAUCAAAUGACGUAUCACUCGACCCCCCUUUUCAUUUGAAAUUUUGUGGGUACCUACUUGUCAUCCCCACUUAGAGGUUUACAGGUAGGGGGUGAAAAUACCAAUAAAAUGUGUCCCCCAAAAAACAAAAAUUGACGUGUCUGAGCGAUUUUUGAUUAAACACCUAACACCUUAAAAAACCUGGGUGGAAAGUUUUUCGUGCCCCACCCGGUAUAACAGAUUUUUUUACCAGUGUGGAGUGGGGCAUGGGUAACAUUAAGUUAGACGAGUUUCUGGUCGAAUAGAUAACUGUAUAAAGUUAGGAUUGUCUUUUUCUUAAAUAAAGGUCUGCAGUGAUCUAUAUUGUUGGCACCACAGAUGUACCUAAGAGCCCAAUUCUGAAAUAUAAAAACAGAGUCCACAGAUUCUGGGAACAGAACCCCCAAAACCAUAUCUUAACCCUGACUCAAACAAGGCAAAAUAGACCAAUCUGAACAAAGAACGUCCCAGUUCAAUGGCCGUUAUUCUGACUGCAAAACACCCAGAUGAUAUUUUCUUUGAAAGACUGCAAUGUGAGAUUUAAAACUCAAUUCAGUGUCAAUAAUAAGUUCCAGAAACUAGUCUCAUGUCGACAUUCAAUAGAAAUAUUGUGGACAUUGACGAGUCCUAGAUCGCAUCUAAAUCACAAAAUAUUUGUUUUAGUUAAGUUUAACACCAGAAGAUUAGAAUCACACCAAGAUUUGAGCUGUUGAAAAUCUGUGAACUCGUUUUAGACUCUGGUGGUCAGCACAGUGCCAUAGAAUUGUGAUGUCUGCAAAACAAAGUAAAUUUCCCGGUAAUAUUUAGUAACACAAGGUCAUUUAUAAAAAAUAGGAAUAGGAGUGGUCCCAGUACCGACCUCCGAGGUACAUCCCAAUUAUUUUCUAAAACCACUGAUUGAAACGUUCCAAUGUAAACUUUCUGAUGACGAUCAGACAAAUAGAAUUGUAACCAUGUGAGUGUCACCCCUUAAAGCCAUAGUGAGAGAGCUUCUGCAACAGGAUGUGGUGAUUGACGCAAUCAGUUGCUUUUGAUAAAUCGCUGAAAGCUGCUGCAGUUACUCCAACACUAUAACUGCCGGAAUAAAAACCUUCCAAAAAUUGGAAAAUCUCAUCAUCUGUAUUGCGAUGUUCUUGAAAGCCAAAUUGAAAACAACAUUGUUUGUAUUCAAAAAUGAGAUCAUUAUACUUUUAGCCAGCUUUUCUACAAUUUUUUUGGAUAGAUUAGGAUUAGAAAGUAGUGAUAUGGGCCUAUAAUAAUUAGAGGGAUCUCCCAAAUCUCCGCUCUUGUGAAAUGGAAUUACUAUUGCCAGCUAAAGAUGAAGAGAAGACAUCAGACGCCCAAGAUAAAUUGAUUGUCUGAACCAAAACUUUGUCAGGCAAAUUUGCACAGAUCAUCAUCCUCAGAGCUUUUUUUAUUUUCAAUACCUGAUAUGAUCUGUUUUAAUUCUUCCAGAGCAGUGGGCAAAAAGUCAGUCAGGAGACAUGUCGCUAUUAUUAAUGUUUGGGAAAAAAAUGACUUUUCCCUCGAAUAUCGUUUAUAAUCGACCAACUUUCCCUUUGUUUGUUGGAUGCAUUUGCAAGACGAUAGGAGUAAUGUUAUUCUUUGACUAACUAUAAGUUUUCUAUAGAUUGACCGGUAGUUAUUAAAAUAGGUGUGAAAGUGUGGAAUAUCCUGGAUUAUCUGUGAAUUUUCUAAUAUAGUGAAGAUUUCGAAGAUUCUUAGAAGACACCUUAAGUCCUCUGGUAAACCAGGGUUUUUUAUCUGGUAAUUUAAUUCCCUAACAGGAAAUGUCGUGUGAAAACUUUUCAUCAAUUUAUUGUGAAACUCCCCAAUAGGAUCCAGAGACGAAUAAACAGUCC
This is a messenger RNA of Ceutorhynchus assimilis (cabbage seed weevil), 5258 nucleotides long. The record is from the annotation of a GenBank genome assembly. NCBI's taxonomy places the organism in Eukaryota, Metazoa, Arthropoda, Insecta, Coleoptera, Curculionidae.